Messenger RNA from Metarhizium acridum CQMa 102, 1011 nucleotides. RefSeq lists its product as uncharacterized. The record is from RefSeq and is a predicted model, not a curated record. Lineage: Eukaryota; Fungi; Ascomycota; Sordariomycetes; Hypocreales; Clavicipitaceae.
AUGCCCGUUAUUCCAGCCGCGGCCCCUCAAGUCUGGCUUGAGUCGGAGCCCGUCUCACUGCCCUACGAUCGGUCGUACGAGGAUGGCAGAUGGGAUCCCCAGGUGGUACUACAUACCGGCGGCAGCACUGGUAUCCCAAAACCUGUUGUCGUGCGGCAAGAGUGUUUCACUAUUUUUGAUGGGCUCCGAAACGGUCCUGAAUUUCAUGACACUAUUAGUGCUUUUGCUCACUUAUUCAUGGUUAAGACGCUUUCUAUUCCGAUGCCUGAGUUCCACGUCGCUGGCGUUGCUCUGGUGAUAAACGCGGGUAUCUUUUACGGCGCGACUUUGGUGUACGGAGUUGCAGAUGGGCCAUUGAGUGCUGACCUGGCAAUUCUAAGCUUAGUACACUCUGGUGCAGAUGCAGCUACUCUCCCACCGUCUGUUGUGGAAAAAAUGAGCCUGACAGAGGUGGGCAUUUCUGUGUUGGCUGGUCUUGAUAUCGUGGCAUUCGGUGUAGGUAGUCUUGCCCCGGCGGCUGGUGGCAUGCUCGUUGAGAGUCGUGUCGCUUUAGAUAUGGGCGCCGAGUUCAUGCCAGCUGAGGUGAAUCUUGAAGCUUACGAAAUGGUUCUCCGCAAUGACGAUGAGAAUGAUCCCGGACGCAAAGCGUUUUUUUACAACUUGCCUGAAAAGACUGAGUGGCGGACCGGCAACCUUUAUGAGCCACACCCAACGCUGCCCAACCAUUGGAGAUAUAUUGGAAGGGCUGACAAUAUUAUUGUAUUUUCCAACUGCGAGAAGUUGAACUCAGUUACUAUAGAGGAAGCGGUUCAAGGCCACAAGGCUGUGAAGGGAGCGAUCGUGGUCGGGGAUCAAAGGUUCCAGCCUGCGCUCAAUGUAGAACCAGUCGAGAUACCCGCAAACAAUGUGGCAGCAGAAGCUCUCCUCCAAGACGUGUUGUCUCUUGUCCAGGAAGUAAAUAAGGCGACCGUGGCUCAUGGACGCAUCUCACGCGACAUGAUUGUUCUUUAG